GAAACAGAACCUCCAGAGAUCAAACAGGAGGAAGAAGAACCAGAAUCUCCAGAGAUCAAACAGGAAGAAGAAGAAACAGAACCUUCAAAGAUCAAACAGGAACAAGAACCAGAACCUCCACAGAUGGAGGAACAGGAGGUUCUGGGUACCAGCCAGGAGGGACAGCAGCUUAUUAUUAAGUUUGAGAGUGAAAGUGACCUGAGAGAACCAGAAGAAGUACGGGACACUGAGCAGCUCCUCUCUCAGGACUCUGAAGUCCACCAUGAGAACAAACUGAUUGAUGUUCUUGUUUCAGAGAAGCAGGCUGAAGGUGAAAAGCUUUGUGAGGAAACAUGUGGUGAACCUGUCCGCAAAAAACCAAAAUUACAUCCAAAGGCAGGAGCGGACACUGACAAGAAGAAAGCUUGUGAAACAUGUGGGAAAAGUUUCCGUGAUCCGAGUUCUUUAUUGGUCCACAUGAGAUCUCACACAGGUGAGAAGCCGUUUCCUUGUGAAACAUGUGGGAAAAGUUUCACUCGUCAGAGUACUUUGUUGGUCCACAAGAGAUGUCACACAGGUGAGAAGCCAUAUCCUUGUGAAACGUGUGAGAAAACUUUCAGUCGGCACAGUCAUUUGGUGGUCCACAUGAGAUCUCACACAGGUGAGAAGCCGUAUCCUUGUGAAACAUGUGGGAAAAGUUUCAUUGACCGGAGUUAUUUGGUGGUCCACAUGAGAUCUCACACAGGUGAGAAGCCAUAUCCUUGUGAAACAUGUGGGAAAAGUUUCAUUACCCGGAGUUAUUUGUUGGUCCACAUGAGAUCUCACACAGGUGAGAAGCCACACCCUUGUGAAACAUGUGGGAAAAGUUUCAAUACCCGGAGUCAGUUGUUGUGCCACAUAAGAUCUCACACAGGUGAGAAGCCGUACCUUUGUGAAACAUGUGAGAAAAGUUUCAGUCAGUACAGUCAUUUGUUGCUCCACAUGCGAUCUCACACAGGUGAGAAGCCGUAUCCUUGUGAAACAUGUGAGAAAAGUUUCAGUCAGUACACUCAUCUGUUGCGCCACAUGAGAUCUCACACAGGUGAGAAGCCAUAUCCUUGUGAAACAUGUGGGAAAAGUUUCAGUCGUCACAGCAUUUUAUUGGAUCACAAGAGAUCUCACACAGGUGAGAAGCCAUAUCCUUGUGAAACAUGUGGGAAAAGUUUCAGUCGUCACAGUGCUUUAUUGGUCCAUAACAGAUCUCACACAGGUGAGAAGCCGUAUCCUUGUGAAACAUGUGGCAAAAGUUUCAUUUAUCGGAGCGCUUUAUUGGUCCACAAGAGAUCUCACACAGGUGAGAAGCCGUAUCCUUGUGAAACAUGUGGGAAAAGUUUCCGUCAUCGUUCUUCUUUGCUGCACCACAUGAAAAUUCACUUGAAGAUGAGGUCAUGAAAGACUAUUGAUGAUGUCAUUGGCCCAGUAGAUGUUUUUUCAAUCCGAUUGAAAGCAAUCGUACUAAAUGUAGUUGUAUACAUGUUAGGGCUGUCACGGUAAACCAGUAUUGACGAUAACCGUGGUAUUUAAAAGUGAAAUUUCAAUAUCGUGUUCAAAAUGCGCCUAUGAUAUUAUCGCAUGGAGGAUCUCGUGCCACUUGAAACGUGUUGAAGUGUAUUUUAAAAAUCCACUCCUGUUCUUCCGCCUUGCUUCGUCUUCCUCCUGCAGCACCCCCACCUCUCCCCCUCCCCCUCACAUAUAAACACAGCAGAGCAGCGGUAGCGGCACGGCUCCUAGCUAGCGAGGCUCCCAGUUAGCGAGCAUCACGAGUGAACUAAACAUGUCGGCGGUGGCCAACAACGACAGCAAGACACUCUCCUAAAAAAGUGUGUUUAGCAACACUGACUGCACGUUGAUGCAAGCCGGGUAGUAGUGGGGCCCCAUUAGGUAGGUUCCAGACGUGUCAUUGUAAUGUAUCCGGGGGGGUUUCAAGUUGUGUCACUGAUAUCCGCCAUCUUCUCCGCCGGCCCCCUUCUAGCAACUAACCAGUGAGUAAUCGGAAAGGGCCCUAUGCGGGGGAUUUUUGACACAUUGUCAUUGCAGCGUCUAGUGUAGCGCCUUAAAUUUGUCAUUGAAAUUGACUGAUGUCAGCCGUUCCUCGGGACCCCCUUCAGCUCAGGGCCCUAGCCAGUAGCGGCGCCUCUGGCUGGAGAGAAGCAGCUGCUGCGCUCAUUCCGCCUUGGAUUUAAACAAACAAAAAUUCUCGGCAGUGUGGCGGUAGUACAGGAUUUCACCCAUAUACAGUCUAUGAUUCCACCCCAAGAGGGCCCGUGGGUUUUCAUAACCCACCAACCCUACGUAAAUUAGGCCUCUGCCAUGGAUCCUCUGUUAAUCAGUUCAUCAGAUUUUAAUUAGUUGAGUGUAACUCCACUU
Molecule: messenger RNA, 2385 nt
Organism: Salarias fasciatus (jewelled blenny)
Lineage: Eukaryota; Metazoa; Chordata; Actinopteri; Blenniiformes; Blenniidae
Product: zinc finger protein 501-like
Exons: 1
Coding region: 124-1410 (428 amino acids)
Biological process (GO): regulation of transcription by RNA polymerase II
Cellular component (GO): nucleus
Molecular function (GO): DNA-binding transcription factor activity, RNA polymerase II-specific
Source: RefSeq, a predicted model, not a curated record